This is a messenger RNA of Cyprinus carpio (common carp), 6563 nucleotides long. RefSeq names its product G protein subunit alpha 11b (gene gna11b). Gene Ontology annotation, molecular function: guanyl nucleotide binding; GTPase activity; G protein-coupled receptor binding. Gene Ontology annotation, cellular component: heterotrimeric G-protein complex. NCBI's taxonomy places the organism in Eukaryota, Metazoa, Chordata, Actinopteri, Cypriniformes, Cyprinidae. Gene Ontology annotation, biological process: action potential; adenylate cyclase-modulating G protein-coupled receptor signaling pathway; phospholipase C-activating dopamine receptor signaling pathway. The record is from RefSeq and is a predicted model, not a curated record.
UCCCCUCUCCCGCUCGAGCCCUCGCUCCCUGUCAAUCAUCCGUUUGGAAUCACGCUAGUGUGCGCACGCAGCUCCACUGAUGUAGGAGGAGACGCUGCUGUCAUCUGCAAAAAAAAAAAAAAAAGAUGGCAUAAUCCAUUUUUAAAGGCAACUGGCUGUUUUCCCCCUUCCAGGAAUUUUAAUUUUUCCUCAAGUGUUGUGACUAAGCGCUCCCGUGCCACAAAACGACGCGAAAGGGAAUGUUUCUGACAUUCAGUUCCUCGCUGUGAAGCAGUGACGAUUCAUUCACCACAUUUUCUGAGGAGGAAUCUCUCUUUUUUUGUUUCACCAUUUGAAGCGGAGGAUAAAGCUGGAGAGCGGGGACACAGGGAAAGUGGAUGUCGCGACUGUACGAUCUGUCCCGUUUUCACCGGGACCCGUGUUGUUGGUGGUGAGCCGCCGCGAAGCUGUUGUGGGAGUGUCGCACGCACGCGAGGAUAGUUUGCCCUGGAUUUUUCAAUCAUUUGCGAGAUAAGGCUCCCAGACCUCCUCCUCCACCUCGUCGUCGCCGACGCUGCCCUCCCUUCCUCAUCCUCCCGGUUUUUUCUUCCUCUCGUACCUCCGUGAUUUUGCCGCGGUCUGCACGCGGGGUAGAGGCUCGCGCUCACCGCGAGAGGACUGAACGCAGCGCGCGAGGCCCCCGACCCCCUCCCCCACUCUCAAACCCCCUUCAGAUCAUCUCCUCACCUCCCUUCUCAUUUUUUUUUCCCGUGUUCUUCUUAAUAUUUUUCCUCAGAGAAGUAGGAUUGGGGGGUUAUUUAAUUUUUACCCGCCUUUUUUUCCAGCGGCCACUCGAACCGAGUGAUAUUUUUGUGUUUUUUUUUUUCUCGUUUCUGAAGCCCCGACGAGGCCGGGCUGUGUACAGUAAAGCAGUGGGGAUGACUUUAGAGUCGAUGAUGGCCUGCUGCCUGAGCGAAGAGGCCAAGGAGUCGAAACGAAUCAACGCCGAAAUCGAUAAGCAGCUGCGUCGAGACAAACGCGACGCGAGACGGGAGUUGAAGCUGCUGCUGCUCGGUACGGGUGAGAGCGGCAAGAGUACGUUCAUCAAACAGAUGCGUAUCAUCCAUGGCACCGGGUACACAGACGAAGACAAACGUGGAUUCACCAAGCUAGUGUACCAGAACAUCUUCACCUCCAUGCAGUCCAUGAUCCGCGCCACCGAGACCCUGAAAAUCGGCUACAAGUAUGAGCAGAACAAGGCAAAUGCCAUGCUGGUGAAGGAGGUGGACAUUGAGAAGGUGUCGUCAUUCGACCAGCCCUACAUUAGUGCCAUUAAGAUGCUGUGGACAGAUCCAGGCAUUCAAGAGGCCUACGACAGACGCAGAGAGUACCAGCUGUCAGACUCCACGAAAUACUAUCUAACUGAUCUGGAUCGUAUCGCCGAGCCCUCCUACCUUCCCACCCAGCAGGAUGUUCUGAGGGUUAGAAUCCCGACCACGGGGAUUAUUGAAUACCCGUUCGACCUUCAAAGCAUCAUUUUCAGGAUGGUUGAUGUAGGGGGUCAGAGGUCAGAACGCAGGAAGUGGAUCCACUGUUUUGAGAAUGUGACGUCCAUCAUGUUCCUGGUGGCUCUGAGCGAGUACGAUCAGGUUCUGGUGGAAUCAGACAACGAGAAUCGUAUGGAGGAGAGUAAGGCUCUGUUCAGGACGAUAAUCACAUAUCCAUGGUUCCAAAACUCUUCUGUCAUCCUCUUCCUCAACAAGAAGGACCUGCUGGAGGAGAAGAUCUCCUACUCCCACCUGGUCGACUAUUUCCCAGAGUUCGAUGGGCCCCAAAGGGAUGCCCAGGCCGCACGGGAGUUCAUCCUAAAGAUGUUUGUGGAUCUGAACCCUGACAGCGACAAGAUCAUCUACUCGCAUUUCACCUGUGCCACUGACACGGAGAACAUCCGCUUCGUGUUCGCGGCGGUGAAAGACACCAUCCUGCAGCUAAACCUGAAGGAAUACAACCUGGUGUGAGACGUGCGACGAGUCUGACACAUGAAUCAGCAUGGAACAGGCACCCACAGAGCGUGCACACACCUACGUCCACACACACACAUACACACACACACACACACAUACACACACAUGCAUCAUGUACACUUUCAGAAACAUGGUUCUUUUGAUUUCUCUUUCCCAGCUUCCAGAGUUUUUCUCUUUCUGUCCAGCGAAAUCAUUACGGACGUGUCCUGCUCAUCGUUUGUUUUUUAUUUGUUUGCCAAAGUCUGUCCGCUCAUCCCCGGCAGCUCACGUCAAAGGCCUCUUUCCCUUUUAUCAAAUUUGACCACCAAAAUAAAGUGGCUCGGAUUUGACAAAGGGCGUUAGACUCUGACUCGCCACUCCAACGUUCACAUAUUUCAUGGAAAUGUUGUAUUGGCGGAGCUACGAUGAGAAUGAUCUGUGAUACGCUGGCCUGAAAAACUGGAAGUGAUGUUCCUUCCCCUUUCCUGUAAGGGUCCUCGCUCCAAUCACGUCAUCUGCUCCGAGCGUUUCUCUGGAAUUCUGCCUGGAUGAAUGGAAAAAUGUGGUUUUCACAGCCCUGCAAAAAGACAAAAAAAAGUCACAACAUAUUUACAUACUUGUACAUGGACUAGUGCUGUGGUGCCGGAAGUUCAGAAAAGGAUCCUUCUAGAAUUCCGAGGAUUCUGGCGGAUUCUAAAAUCCAGUGGGUUUCACUGAUGGUGUGGAGAACCUUUCACUCGCAGAGAUGAUUCUCUCGACGAGGCUAGUCUUCAACUCGCAUCAAUGAAUGUAAACUUCAUGUGAGAGCAUCGCAAAUGCAAAAAAAAAAAAAAAAAGACGAAAAAAAAAAAAAUGAUAAUGAACGAAAAUAGUGUAAGAAUGCCUAUAUAAGCAAAACGAUACAAAGCACGCAAGGGAGAGAUGAAACUAAUUAAAUCUGUGUAUAUUGCUGAGAUGAUCAUUUUAAAAACUUUUUAAUGAUAAGUAACUAUAGCUACUUCUACUGCUAUCGAAUAUAAAGUAAAUUAUAACAGCAGUCGAAUUAUUGAUGGGUAAGAGACAACGUUAAGGAUUUUUAAAUGUGCGCAAAAUUACACAUUUACAAUAGGUAUUGUUCUGCAGAUUUCCACAUUUAACAUUGAAAAUGAUUGCAUUGCUUCCUUCCCCAAUGGUUAUGUUUUAUCCUCCUUCCUGGUUUCGUUUUAAUUUCGCAAUAUAAAAAAGUAGUUUCAGAGUGCGCAAUUAUCUUUUUCCACUCAUGAACAGAUAGUUUAAUUCACAAUCCGGGUAUCGUCGUCGUCUAGCGGCACGGAUGCACACAAUCCAUUAUUUGUUUACGCAGUUUUUUAACUGUCAUAAUGUAACUUCUUCGGUCGACAAUUUCAAGAAUUUCGCACGAGGUCCGGGGGAGGGUCGUGGGAGGACGGGGUCAGGGGGACAGGAAAGCAUUUAUGCGCUGAAGUGAAUUGAUUGUGUAUAUUUAUAUUUGUAAAUACGUAUACACAUUAUUGCUUAUGUACAAAACGUCUGUGGUACACUAUCUUUGGCAAAAAAGAAAAAAAAAACACUUUAUUGCAGUUGUGUACGGUUCUGUUGGUUUUCUUAUGAAUUACAAUAUUAUUGAUACUGUGAUUCUUUGUUUUAAUUUUUGAUUUUUCUUUUUUGGUCACUAUGAAUACGUCAAAUGAUAUACACAUAGCUGUACCUGACGGUAACGUGUGGAGGACGGACGUGAUGAGCAGUAGUCUAGAGCAGACUUUGGAAAGCGUUUGGAAACUUCGGAGACGGAUAGGGAAGCAGCCUCCUCCACUGUGUGAAUUUUAUAUAGAAUACAAAAUAAAAACAUGAUUUUUAAGCAAAGGAAAAAAUUAAUUCAAGAACGUUUUAUUUAUAUAAUUUAUGGACCAGAUCUGAAGUUGUUGAUAAUUUGAAUGCUAUUGUUUCCUCUUUCCUAUUUGAAGCACUCCCAUGUUAUGAGACAGAAAUAGGAGACUGGUGUCUGUACUGCUGUAUAAACCUCCGUUAUGGAUAAAAUGAUCAGCCCUUUUUUUUUUCUUCUUUUUUUUUCUUCCCCAAAACACAGAAUAUAUUAUACUAUAAAUAUUUUCCCUAACCACACUUUUCACUUUCCUACAGAAUUUUUUUUUUUUUUUAUUGUUAAAUUUCCAAGUAAUGUUUAGGUGAAGUGCUUAAAAACAAACAUAGGAAAUGUACCAUAUGAAAAUAGACAGCUUUUUAUGUGAUUGAAGAUCUAUUUGGUCAACGCUUGCAAGUAGUGACUUUUUCUUUCGAUUCUGAUUUCAUUUUGAUUUCUUUAUAAAUUCACAGCUUGUUUCCUUCACUGUGUAUGUGAUGCACAGAUAGAAAAAAAGUGUUCUAUUUUAUACAGGUGACGUUUCAUUCAUUUUCAUCAAGGGCUACGAAAAACACGCCACAUGAAAACCAGAAAUGAUUGGUCACAGUUCAAAGUGCGAUUCAGUACUUGCAGAAACCAAUCACCAAACACUCAUGCAUUAUUCAUCAUUUUAUCACUUUUGCUGCCAUGCAUCUGAGUUAAUCACAUGCCACGGUCAUCAGACGCUCUACUAGAAAAACAAACUCCCAAACGUUUUCUUGAUAGAUAUAAAACCUGACGUGUUAUUUGUAAACUGAACCCGUGUAAUUCAGUGUUUAAGUGGGGUUUGGAAAUGUCACACCAUUUUGUAAAUCCUGCAGUGUUUUCUUCGCUCUUCGUAGUGAGUUAGAUUUGAAGAAACUGAUGAAACGAAGCAAACUGAAAUACCAUUAUUUGGAUGUACGUCCUAUUCUAAAGUGUUCAAAUGGAUCUUAGUUUACUGCGACUUUCGAGUUGAGGUCUGCUCACUAUGAGAACAGUUUUCUUAUCAAGAAAAAACAAAGGGGGCGUUAUUCGGCACAGCUUGAUUGUUCUUAAUGCACUUUUUGGUUUUUCCAUGCAAACGCUUCGAGCUGCAGGCCGACCAUUCCAGCUACACAUAUCUAUAAAUGUGCCAGUCCCAGAUAUCUCGUAUUCGACGUUCCCUCAAAAACCUCUACCUCUGUGAGCCGUGAGAUGUUUUCAGGCAUUUUAGGAUCGGUAGUCACGUGACAAGCACACUUUUUAGUCCGUAGGGCACAGUCAGUGAGGUUUGGAGGCCAAACUUUGUCCAUUUAUUAGAUCUUGCCAAUAACCCGCAUGUAAACACGGCAAAAACAACACCUUUCUCAGGCCAAAACAAUCUUCCUAACAGGUCCCGGGUUCCAAGUGGUACGUGGAAAGUGUCUGUCCCACUGCUUUUGUUUGAGUUCUGUAGCGGACAAGUGAAUAGACAUAUCAGUUAUGAAGGCUUUGGCUGUUCUGGGUAACAGUUUAGAUAUAAUUUAGGCUAGAAAAUACCAUAUACAAAUGCAUAAAUGCUUGAGCAAAGCAUUGGAAACCUGUCUUGUUGAUAAUCCUCAGUACUCAAGAGGGCGCUAGAGUUCCCUUCAAGUGUCUGUGCCAUUAUACCGAAAGUUAUUACUCCUGAAUUAAGGAAGAUUGGCUGUGGAUGUUGCUUUUGUGGCAGCCAAUUGCACUGUAUUCACUUUUGACUUAUCUGGCUUGAAAAAAAAAAUUGUACACAUUCCUAUCUUUCUCUAGUGUGCAUAACAUAAGGUCGCUUGCCUCUUGAGUUCUGUGUCUGAGUUCUCAUGAUGGUUGUGAUUCAGUUCAAUGACUCUUUGCAUUUGAGCACUUGUAAAACUCUCUUAGUGAGAUGCAGUGAACACAUAAGCUUAUUGACAUGUAGUCAGAUUUGCUGGCCCGUUGCAGACAACAGAGCAAGAUGAUUGUUAUUUCCAUGAAAGCAUGUUUACUGGUACGGUUAGGUGCAUCUGUGUGGUGGACGGCCGAAUGGUUGACGUCCAGACCCAAUGAAAGAGUCACUAAAAUCUGAUUUCUGCUUUUCAUCCCGUUCUUUCAUUGUAAUGCAUUGCCUGAAAGCUGUUAUUUCCAGGACCACUUGAUCAUGUACAUUUUAUUUGGGUUUUCUCACUCAUUAUUUUUCUGCUUCUUUGUACCCUUUUAUUUUGUAAUUAUACCAAAUGUAAAUGUUGUAUAAUAUUGUGCGUGCCAAUCCCCUUCUCUGAGACCGACUCGUAACAAGUGCCAAUUGUUGUCCGAAUCACAUGCGGACUGUGAAAUUAGACAUGGUCCACUUUUAAAAAUGAGUAAAACACUAAAGAAGAGAGUAAAUGGAUUUACUUUGUAUUUAAGUUAGAAGAUAAACUGCUGUUUUUCUCUUUUCUUUUCUUUUUUUUUAAGGAAUUGUAAUUAUUAAAGCAUGUGCUCUUUGUCCAGGUGGGAGUUGUGGGCUCAGACAAACAUCGAAAUCAUCAAGACGAGAAAACAUAGUGGAAAUUAAUUUUACAACAUUCUCGCCAUAUUUUAUUGUUGUUUUUAUUUGUAUUUGUUUCAUUUCAACCACUGUUGCCUGAACCUCAUUCAAACAUGGAAAUGAUUUUCAUAACCGCCUUCUAAAAAAAAAAAAAAAAUUAUAAAGUAUCUGUUUUAAAUUUAAAUAAAUUUGUUCCUAUACUUGCUGA